AUGACCCCCUCAGACUAUGCCCCACUUGGCAGCUAUGGCAAAUACAACUAUGACACCCGUUCCGUUGACGCGAAGAUAGUCGUUAUGGGCAACACCGGCGUGGGCAAAACGAGUCUCCUUCAGCGAUACACACAGAACAAGUUUGACCCGCGAAACACCACCUCCACCACUGGUGCAUUCUUCGUCACGAAGAAAGUAUACGUCAAUGGACUCAAGGUACGGUUGCAGCUGUGGGAUACCGCCGGGCAGGAGCGAUUCCGGAGCAUGGCUCCCAUGUACUACCGCGGUGCCAAUGCCGCCUUGCUUCUUUACGACAUCACGAAUGCUGCCACAUUCGAAGCCGUUCGCGGGUGGCUUGAAGAGCUCAAGAAAAAUUGCCCAUCCGACCUGAUAAUCUAUAUCGUGGGUUCAAAAGCGGAUCUUCAUCGAACCCGUCAAGUGACCUCUGACAGGGUCCGCUUGUCGCUGGCUACAUGGUUUCCUCCUCCUUGUCCUCCUGCCCCAACCCCGCAACCCGCUCCACAACAAUCCACUUUAUCCUACAUCCGGCCGCGGUUUACGUCCUUCACUACUUCCAGAUCUGUACCCCCAAACCAGCUCGCGCCGAAGGCUCUCGAUGACAAUAGUUUAUCCCGACCCUCCGAGCUCCGGCGUUCUACAACUGCCCUCGCUCGUCAGACCUCAAGCAAUAUUAUUGGAAAUGGCCAUGCGGCGGAGAGCGGGCCUCUCAAACGCGCAAAGUCAUCCAAUGCCGCUGGUUCUCCAGUCCGACAGAAGCUACUUGAUCGCGAUCGAGACAGAUCGGUUCAACCUAUGCUUUCGUCUCGCUUCGCAAGCCAUUUUGGGCUUAAGACCGCGACGAAUGCACUAGUCGAUGGCCUAGAUGGUUCUAGCAACAGUGUCCCUGAGGAAGAAGAAGAGGACGAAACCUUCGACGACCAGGAAUGGGGGCUGGAGAAAGGUAUGAGCCUCUUCGAAGUAUCUGCGAAGGAUGACUACGGGGUCAAGAACCUGUUCGACACCCUGAUUUCCGCGAUAAUUGAACGAAAGGACUUGAUCGAGAAAGAAAACGACGCGAAGAAACGCGAUAGUGUUGCGCUCUCCGCCGUGACGAUGCCUGCAUGGGCGGCACAAGCCGAAGAAGAGGAGAAAGCACUGAGGAGCAAGCAGACUUCCUGGAGCUGCUGCCAGAUCUGA
Messenger RNA from Fomitiporia mediterranea MF3/22, 1197 nucleotides. RefSeq lists its product as uncharacterized. The transcript is spliced from 5 exons. The record is from RefSeq and is a predicted model, not a curated record. The coding region runs from base 1 to 1197 and encodes 398 amino acids. Gene Ontology annotation, molecular function: GTPase activity; GTP binding. NCBI's taxonomy places the organism in Eukaryota, Fungi, Basidiomycota, Agaricomycetes, Hymenochaetales, Hymenochaetaceae.